AUCUUCUUCUGCAUGUUCUCACACAGCACUGAGCCCAAGGGCAUGAGCAGAUGUUCAAGGUGGUGAGAUUUAAGAGCUCUUAAUGAAGAUUUCUGCCCCAACAGAUCAGGCAGAGCAGCUGCUUGCAAGUACUCAAAGAUGUCAAGUUAAAGGACUGAAGAACAAAGCCUCUGCUGGCCUUUUGAGAGCUCUAUUACUAACCAAAACCUCUGGUGGAUGAGAGAGAACAACAACAGUGUCAAUGACCCUGUGUCACUUCUUGGGUGUGUGGUAUGUUGAGCUGCCCCAUAAUCCAUGAAAGAAGGAAUUGAAACUCCAUAUUUACCAGACUGAAUGAAACAUCUUGUUUGAAACUGGAAGUGAAAUAAUCUGCUUAAUAUUAUGUUAAUUCACAUCAUUGCUUUAAAAACAAAUGAAGAAAAUAACAAUAAUUUUGUUCUGCUCCUUUUGCUCCUACAGCUUAAAGUUGUAACUGCAAGGAAAACACAGCUGUGGAAAGGCAUGACAGUAUGUUAUGUUACUGUUUUAUAGGGAACUUUAUUUGUGGCUCGUGGAGAGAGAGGCUGGCAGGAGGAUUGUGGGCGCGCUGGAUAUAGUGCUCACUGGGAGGGAGGCUGCACUCCUACACAAGGGCUGCAUCUUUGGUUCACUCACAUUAGACAUUGUUCUCUUGUCAGUUGGGCAUGUGUUACAGCAACUGACUGCUGUGGAAGUGUGGGAAGAGUGAUAUUUGCCUUCCAUGUGACACUUUGGGUUUGAUGAUGGAGAAUAAGGUACCUGCAAAUCAUAACUGCAAAUCAUAACUGUUCAUAACAGAACCAUAACUGCUUCUGGGGAUCUUAGUCUCAAGAACCGAUGCUUUUGGAAAGCUCUGCUUAGGAACUGAAACUGUAAGGAACUUAGAAAUAUUCAUUUUUGUUCCCUUUCAGUAGGGCACGAACUAAAGUGUGGUUUGUGAGGGAGAGCACAGACAUCUUCACUGGUGAGCAAGUGCUUUGUCUUUGCAUGGUAAAUUUUACUCAUGCCUGGCCUACCUCAAGAACAGGUGACCGAGCACUCUGAUGGAUGGAAGCUUGAACAUCAGAACUCUCCAUUACCUGAAAAACUACAAACGCAGCUUUCACUUGGCUGCAGUGCUGCCACAAAUUGACUUCUCUAAAGGGUGAUAUCACUGGCUUCAGCACCAAGUGAACCAGGUCAACUUCAAUAUUGUAGAAAACCUUUAUUUUUUAGAAGUACAGCAGAUAUCCUAACACUGUGAUUCCUCCUAACAAGCCAUAUUUAAUCUAGUAAAAUAAUCUGUGUUUUCCUGUGUAACAGGGAAACUGUAUAAGCUGUGUAACAAUCCUUGUCUUUCUCACUGCCAUACAUAGCUGCCUAGUAAACAAGGGAGAAAUUGAUAGUAAAAUUAGGUAGUGGUCCCAGAAAGAGGCGAAUGAUGCUUGGCCAUUAACUGAUUGAAUAGCUAGGGCUUGUCUGUCCUUAAAAUGCCACAGACUGAUAAAUGCAAGCUGUGGCCAAAAGACGUGCUCAUAUAGCCUUUUCGCUUUAAUUAAAAUUGAUGAAGACAUAAAUAAUUAAGCUGCACUCAGUCUGCAUAGGCAAGGCAAAAUAGUUAUAUUAGUGCUCAGGGAAGCUUGCUAUGCUAGGCAGUUGGCUGCUUCCCUUCAGAUGAUACGCUCUGUCAAUGGCAGUUAUGGGCUGUGUCUGAAGCUUUGAAGAGAGAUCCAUCACCUGUGACUUCAAAAAUGAUUUAGUCUGUUGGAAACUGUUUGUUGCAUCAGAGGCCUCAAGUGUGCAUACAUGAACACUGUCAAGAAUGGGAAAUUAAGAAAGAGUUUAAGGAGAAGAAAAGCAUGUAUGAAUGCUAUGAUUUCAAGCUGCUUUUCUAGAUGUCAAAGAUGUCAAUCUAACAAGUAAGCAGCGUGGUAUUCAUUCAGUGGAGGAGGUUAAAAUUGAUACUAAAACAUAUGUUAGAAGUCAACUAUUAAUCGCUUAAUGCUUAGUAAUCAAUUGCCACCCACUUCCAUAGUUUGGUAAUGUCUCAUUUUAACUUGCUCGCAAUAUAAACUUCCAAAGACAAAUUAAAGAAACAUCAAUUCUGUGCGUGCUCCCUCUUCUGUGAGGGAAGAGAUGGAUCCAAAAUAUAAAUGUAUGUAUGCAGAUCUUUGUAGACUGGUUAUUAUUUGUACAAGUUUUUUUGAAAGUAUAGGUAUUUGACCUUUCCAGGUUCAGACCUAGCUGAAUUUGUAAUUCAUCUUCACGUAUUGAAAAGGACAGACAAAAUGUUUUCUUCCUCUAGAGGUAAUGUUGGCUGUAAUUUGAAGAAAUUAUGCAAAGGGCAAAAUGUGCAGUCAUACGGUAUUAGAUUGUGUCAUACAAUAUUGGACUCGAGAAGCUUUAUGAAUACCUUCUCAAGUGCUAUCAGAAAUCAUCAUUUAAACCCUUGCUUAGCCUUCACAUGUGUAUUAAGACCCCUGUUUUGAUUAAAUAAAAAUAGUUACAAGCAAUAUGCAAGAGAAUUCUUGUAGGUACCAAAACCAGGUUUUAGUUGAACUAAAUUUGCUUUAUUCAUGGACUCUUUUUCCUUCCUUGUUUUCCUGCAGUUUGCAUGUAAUUGCUACUUAGUAAAGGGAGACCCUGAAAAGUGAGCAAACUCUGUCUUGAAGUCCAGUUUGAAGGAAAAAAAAGAAAAAAAAAAUGAGGUGCUGAGGCUUGUAGCUCUCUAGAGCACUCUGAUAAGUUAGUGGGCUAGUUCUUGCAAGAUAGUUCUAUAGGCUUCUGUUGCUUAAAGAAGGAAGAAAGACUGCUUCUGAACUGACUGUGGCAACUUUGGUCAGAAAGGGACAAUUUCUAUUACAAAGAGAGGAUUUUGUAGAUGAUAAGGUUGCUCAGGUCUGCGAUAAUUGUGUCUUUGCUAUUUGUAUUCAGUGGCAAAAGUGUGAUUCAUCUGUCUUGAACGUGUUGCUUUCACAAUUGACUAUAGUCUGUCCAGAAAACUAAAUUGGAUUUAUACGCAUAAUUUCCAGGCAGACUGUGGUAGGUAAGCUGAUCCCUGUCUCCCUCCUCUCUUAGCAGUAGGUUAGUGUAGUGCAAGAUGAGAUUUUUCUCCUAGAGACUUGAAUCACUGGUAUACCAGCUUCCUCUGUGAAAUCUGUGCAAUAGUCAGGCAUCUCAGCUGUGGCUUGAGGCAGUUGCAUAGACUCUGCAGCCUUUCCCUUAAUUGAGGACUCAGUGGGCUGAGGUGGAGGGGUAGGAAGGGAUGUCACAGAUUAUAUCAAGUUGUCCCUGGUUAUGUCAGAGUCUUGGAGAGGGGAAACCAAGUUAGGUUGUCAAAAAAAUGUGCAACAGAAAGUCACAGCCCUAAGAGAGAAUGAUGUGGGUAAAACCAAGUGUCAUGGUUGGUGUAUGAAUAAACAGAGAAGUCUAUGAUUUGUAACAGUGGUUUCUGUAGUAGUGGGGAAGAAUAAGGAGGUGGAACUGUUCUGGAAGCCAUGACAAAAGCAAGAAAACAGGAGGCUUCUGAAACUAAUUGACAUGAGUAUCAUGUUGACUCGGGUCAGAAAGUGGUAACAGGCAUAUUUUGAUAUGCAUUAAUUACAGAAGCUGAAAUGAAACUGCUUAAUUACCAGUUCAUGUGUGCAAAGUAAUGGCUCAGAGCCAAUGGCCAUUUCUGGUGGACGUAAGUGAAAGCACAUUUCUCAGAAAUUGAGUAAUUGGCUGAUAUUAACCUUUCAAGCUGGCCUGGAAUCAGCAGUGUCCAUCGAGGAACCUAAAAGUAAGCCUAUCAUUGUGAGGAGAUGGCAUUUUUUUUUAACCUCCAGACUUUCUUAUAUAGGAAACAUGUAAUUAAUGGCUAAAGAAAUGGAAGGAGACAGCAAAAAUCAGUUUAAUAAUGUGAUUUUAUUUCUUACAUGUUUUCUGUCUUAUUUCAGUUUGCUAACCCGUGUUACUUGGAAACAGGGAAAAAACCACCAAACUAUAAUUUUGCUAUUUAAAAGUAGAGGUGGGCAAAGGAAAUAACAGGAAAUAUAUUUGAAGUUAAACUGCUGAGGGAAAAGUCAAGUCUGGAGGUGAGAUUUGUGUUUCUCCAGAGUAAGAAGAACUUACUGAACAGAAGUGCAAAAUAUUUUGAUACUGACAAAGCUGUCUUUCAGCUUCAGAAGGAGGAACAGUGCCUGGGGAAAAAGUGCAAGGCUUUCUUAGCUGAGACAAGCAAUAAAAUUAAUUUUGCUGGAAUGGAUGAAAGAAUUGAUCACCCAGCAGCUAAGCCUGAAGAUGACCUAAGUGUAGCCAACAUCUCAGUCCAAAUGGUAUCUGCAGAAGACAAGUUGGUAAAGAGGAUUCUGGCGAGGAAAAAACAUGGCAAGCUGAAGAAAAAAGAAAAGAUGCUGUGGAAUUUUCAAAACCAAAUAAUUCUUUUUACCCUCAUUCUAUUUGUUUUAGGAGUUGUAACCUGGACUUUACUGUGGCUCUUCAUUGUUCAGGCAGAAAACAAAGAUGCAUUGUACUUUGUUGGGUUGUUCCGUGUUGCCAACAUUGAGUUUCUCCCUGAAUAUAGGCAGAAGGAGUCAAAAGAAUUUCUCUCUGUGGCACAGAACGUCCAGCGUGUGAUGAACUUGGUUUACACUACCUCCUCUUUCUCCAAAUUUUAUAAGCAGUCCACUGUUACAGAAGUCAGUAACAACAAUAAUGGAGGCCUUCUUAUUCACUUCUGGAUCGUAUUUGUGGUACCACAGGCAAAAGGCCAAGCGCUGUGUGAGGACUGUGUGGCUGCCAUUUUAAAGGAUUCUAUUCAGACAAGCAUUGUUAAUCGGACCUCGGUGGGAACUCUUCAGGACCUUGCAGUUGACAUGGACUCCAUCGUACUAAGUGCCGGUCUUCGGUCAGAUUACUGGUCAACAACGGGAACAGGAUCAAAUUGUGUGUAUGAUCUGCAUGCUGAUCGUCUACAUGAGCAUUUUCCUCUGGAUAUCCACACUACCUCUGGGGGAACGAUCUGCUAUCUUAAACUGAUAGCAUUAGUGGGUCAUCUUAUUCGUCUUUCAGUAGUAUCCCUUCAGAUUGAAGCAGAUAACUGCAUCACUGACUCACUAACUAUUUAUGACUCUUUGAUGCCAAUCAAACAUAAGACACUAUAUCGAGCUUGCGAACCAGCUGAUUCCUUGGUGUCACUUGUGUCCACGAAUAAUCUCAUGCUGGUAAUAUUUAAGGCAGCACACAUAAAGGAACAGAAGGGAUUCCACGGCUAUUUUGAGGUCAUCACACAAGAAAGGUGUGGAAAAGCCAUAGUGACAAAAGAGAGAAUUGGCUAUGAAGGGAGAAUCACAAGUCCUUAUUACCCAAGCUAUUACCCUCCAAAAUGUCUCUGUGUGUGGAACUUCCAGACUCCGCAGAAGAACCUUGGUAUAGCUCUGAAGUUUCAUAACUAUACCAUCAGUGAGAAGAAUAUUAAAGGCUGUGAGCGAGGAUGGUGGAAAAUUAAUGAACACAUGUACUGUGGUUUCUAUGUUGAUCACCAAACAGUCUUCCACGUUGCAAGCUCUGCUGUUAACAUUGAGCUUCAGUGCAGUUCAAAGGUGUCAGAGAAGCCCCUUCUGGUGGAGUAUGGCAGCUAUAAUAUCAGCCAGCCAUGUCCACCCGGAUAUUUCAAGUGUUCUACUGGCUUAUGCAUUCAGCAGAUGCAGCGCUGUGAUGGGGUAAACAACUGCUUCGAUGAAAGUGAUGAACUCUUCUGUGUUGUCCCUGAGUGGAACUGUAACUCCAGCUUUGCGAUACAGGAUAACUUGCUUGUCUGCAAUGGAGUAAAUGAUUGUGAGAAUGGAGAAGAUGAGCAGAACUGCACUGAAAGUAUUCCUUGCACCAACCACACAUUUAAGUGCAGGAAUAACGUAUGCAUUAAGAAACAAAAUGCAAAAUGUGAUGGGACUGUGGAUUGUACUGAUGGAAGUGAUGAAAGCAGUUGUCGUUGCGGCAGCAGCAAGAAUGGCAAUCUCAUCUCUCGGAUCGUGGGUGGUACCAACAGUAAGGAAGGUGAAUGGCCCUGGCAGGUCAGCCUCCAUUUUGUGGGAGCUGCAUACUGUGGGGCAUCAGUGAUAUCAAAAGAAUGGCUUGUAUCUGCAGCUCACUGCUUUCAAGGGAGCAAGCUGGCUGACCCCAGAGCGUGGCGUGCUCACUUGGGGAUGCGAAUACAAGGCCGUGCAAAGUUUGUAUCUGCAGUGAGACGGAUCAUUGUCCACGAGUACUACAACAGCAGGAACUAUGACUACGACAUUGCGUUGCUGCAGCUGAGCAAGCCAUGGCCUGAUACAAUGAGCCAUGUCAUUCAGCCAAUCUGUGUGCCUCCUUUCUCGCACAAAGUCCGCAGUGGUGACAAGUGCUGGAUAACAGGUUGGGGCCAAAAGCAGGAAGCGGAUGACGAAGGUGCUGCAAUUCUUCAGAAAGCAGAGGUAGAAAUUAUUGACCAAACAUUGUGUCAUUCCACGUAUGGAAUUAUCACAGCUAGAAUGUUUUGUGCAGGAUUAAUGUCUGGAAGAAGAGAUGGGUGCAAAGGUGAUUCUGGUGGACCAUUGUCAUGUCAAAGCAAUGAAGAUGGAAAAUGGUUUUUGACUGGCAUUGUUAGCUGGGGUUAUGGAUGUGGAAGACCAAAUUUUCCUGGUGUCUACACAAGAGUGUCAAAUCUUGCACCAUGGAUUUACAAACAUGUGCCUUCAGUCAUGUAACUUGAAAGCUAUUUCACUGGAAUAAAACAUGUGCUGGAUAUCUUCAUUAAAAAGCAUGUUUGGCUAAAAACA
Gallus gallus (chicken) is the source of this 6794-nucleotide messenger RNA. RefSeq names its product transmembrane protease, serine 7 (gene TMPRSS7). Bases 4239 to 6722 code for a protein of 827 amino acids. Gene Ontology annotation, biological process: proteolysis. NCBI's taxonomy places the organism in Eukaryota, Metazoa, Chordata, Aves, Galliformes, Phasianidae. Gene Ontology annotation, cellular component: plasma membrane. The transcript is spliced from 21 exons. The record is from RefSeq and is a predicted model, not a curated record. Gene Ontology annotation, molecular function: serine-type endopeptidase activity; protein binding.